UCUCGAUCUGUCGGCUUCGACUUUGCAUCCAAGGACACCACCUCGGAUUUGCAUCGGUAUUCAACAACCGUACCUCUCUCUUCCAAGCAACGCUUGCCCAUCAAUCUCGCGACGAGUCAACCACCAAGUGAUACCCCCUUAUCGCAGUUUUACGGCCCCACUCUCCAACCUUCCUAUCCAGGUUUCCCAGCAGUGACAGGCCCUCGACUGCUGUGCGACUCCUCCCGAAUCUCUCGGCCAUCACUCGGGUUACCUUCCCGGCACCCACACCCAUCCAACGGCCCGUCCCCGUCCCCCUCCCCCUCCGGAUUCCGUUUCCAAUGUCGGAGACUCAAGAGAGCCCCAACCUCGAGGACCUGACGCCAGAGGAGGCAAACCGCAUCAUCCACUCCCACCGCAAGGUGCGCUACGGCACCGCUUGCUGGCCUUGUCGGCAGAGGAAAGUCAAGUGUGACAACAAAAGCCCCUGUGAAAACUGCGUCAAGAGGGAACACCCUCAGCUGUGUUCCUACAAGCCCAACAGGUCGGCCACCGGCAAGAGCAUCUCGUCCGGUUCGGAAUUCCCCACACCAUCGAAGAAGAGAGGGCGCUCGCCGGACGAGCGAGCCGCCCGGAGGAGCCUGAGCGACGAGGCGCGCGAGGCCAUCAGGGCAUACGAACCCGAUAACACCGAGACUACGCGAUAUGUGGGCCAGAACAGCAUACCAGCCCUGCUCCGAGAGACAGCCUCGGGCACCGAGCCGCAGGAGGUCGUCGGGAUCCGCCAAGACAUGCAAUCCUUACUCGGCCUGGACAACUCGGCGCCCUUCCCGCUGAUGUCUUCGCGCCAUCUGGAUAGGCUUACUUCGGAUAUCGCGUCCGAGCUGCCGUCCGAUCGGGAAGUAAUGAAACUCUUCCGGACGUACAAGGAGAUACCACAGCCGUUCUGGGGCUUUGUCAUCGACAUUGACGACCUGGAAUCACGCCUCAUGGUCUACCUGGAGGACCGAGCAAAGAACGCAAGAGCCUCGACCAAAUCGACAAGGCCUGUCUCAGCAUCCUGGUUGGCCAUCCUCUUUGCCGUUCUCGCCGUCGGCUCCCAGUACCACGACUCGCCGUACCAUGUUCGAACAAGGGACGCGCAGAAGUACAUUCAGAUAUCGUUCCACUUCCUUCGGCUCGGCAACUUUCUGCUGAGGCCCAACCUCGACUCCAUCCAAGCAUUGCUCAUGACCAGCUUUGUGCUGCUCAAUGACAUGAAAGCGGAAGCCUCGUGGGCGCUGCUUGGCCUCACCUGCCGGCUGGCGCAGUCACUUGGUUUGCACCGUGCGCAGCCACUUGAUGGGCGGCAAACUCCAAACGCCUCUAGGAAAGAGAUGGCGAGGAGAAAGCUAUGGUGGACAUGUUUGUGGCAUGACACGCUAACCUCUCUGUCUUUCGAUCGCUCCCCCAUGACCAACAUCCCUUGCUGCCCAAUACCCCUGUCUCCAACAGCCAACACCGAGGGGUGGGCAUACCUCGAAGCAAUGUACCACCUGUGCCAGAUCAUCUCACAGAGGCUGAACCCUGAUGCUAUCGCGACCGCCACCUACGCGCGGAUCUUGGACAACUGCGAUGCGGUCACGAAUAUUCGAAACAAAUUGUUGCUUCAGCUCCGCAACAAGGACACGUGCAAGUCGGCCUUGGACCGGCUGCAACAUUUCGCGAUACGAUUGCAUACGUCCUUUAUCAUCUCGGUUUGCUGCCGGCCUGCUCUGAUGCGGCGAGACAGCAACCACCUUGACGCAACGCAAAAGAAGUUCCUCGCCGACAGGUGCAAACAGAACCUGACCGAGACGGUUCGGAUGUUCCUCGCCAUGCACCAGCUCUCCGUUAUCCCGACGCGGUCUUGGGCCUUCACCUACCACGGCCUCUCGUCGGCCGUCCUCUUGGGGCUGCUGGGCGAAACAAAGGCCGACCCGGAGGUUCGCCAGCUGCAAGGAGACCUCAUUUCAGCUUUGUCGGCGACGGCAGCGAAAGAACAGACGUCUCCUCAGCCACAUAUUCGCAAGUCGGACCUCGACAUCGAGCUCUCGGGUCCACUUUCGCGAGCUUUGGAGGCCCUCAAGAACAUCUAUGACCACGGAUCCGUAAUUGGGCCACAGAUCAAGAGGGAAGGCAGCAUCUCGGGGCCGGCCUCGGGCCGGCGCACACCGCUGCCUCACAUGCCGCCGUCCGGGAGCCUCACCAAUGGCGCCAUGGCCAGUCAGGAUUCUCGCUCUCUGUCGGCGACUCUGGAUCCGCAUCAGAAUGCGGCCCUGGCCAUGACGGAGCUGCAGCAGCAGGGCGGCGGGCCGGCUGCUGAUUUCUCCGCCGGUAUUCCCUUCUCGAAUGGUUCUUUCGAAACCGGGGCUCAGCCGCUCUCCGAGAUGCCUGGUUUCGAUCCGACCAGCUACAUGUCGCCCAUGGAUCUGUACGAUUCCAUCUUCUGGGAAUCCCCCGAUCCCUUCAACACUGGGUUGGAUUCGAUGAACUUUGAUUUUCUUGCCCAACCCCCGCCAGGGCAGCCGCCACAGCAGCAGUUCUACUUUUGAUACGCAUCUAUCUGCCGGAGUCGUCUCUUGUAUGUACAUUCGGCGUGAUAAUGAUUGGCCAAGUUACAUCAAAGAACAUCAUGGCAGAGAACUGUUACCUCACUGAGCUUUGGUGGCCGACCGUCAUCGUGAACCGUUCAGCCCAUAUUCGGCGCUGCAACAAGGCAAUCCAGUGCACGGACUGUUCUCAGACUGGAGAAAGUCCUGCCCAGCAAACGUCCUUGCUGAUAGCAGCCCAGUUUCAAGGGAAGGGGCAUUCUCCACCAUGUCAGCCUUGAUGCGAAGGCACUACUCGGGUACCGGCCCCCCAUCCUCGAGCAUCGUUAGAUCCGUCUCCAACUGAA
Parathielavia appendiculata is the source of this 2896-nucleotide messenger RNA. RefSeq lists its product as uncharacterized. Gene Ontology annotation, biological process: DNA-templated transcription; regulation of DNA-templated transcription. The record is from RefSeq and is a predicted model, not a curated record. Bases 321 to 2552 code for a protein of 743 amino acids. Lineage: Eukaryota; Fungi; Ascomycota; Sordariomycetes; Sordariales; Chaetomiaceae. The transcript has 9 exons. Gene Ontology annotation, molecular function: carboxy-lyase activity; DNA binding; zinc ion binding.